Molecule: messenger RNA, 1083 nt
Organism: Lichtheimia ornata
Lineage: Eukaryota; Fungi; Mucoromycota; Mucoromycetes; Mucorales; Lichtheimiaceae
Exons: 2
Coding region: 1-1083 (360 amino acids)
Biological process (GO): protein phosphorylation; intracellular signal transduction
Molecular function (GO): ATP binding; protein serine/threonine kinase activity
Source: RefSeq, a predicted model, not a curated record
AUGUCGUUAAAAUACAGCAUACAACAAGACCAACACAAUCUCCUUCCAAAACAUCGAAUACGGCGCAACCAUCCUUAUGUGCCUGGUUGUUGGUCAACAGCUAUCAGAGGCAUUGCUUUUCGUCAUCGAGAGCCUGUGUCACCACCUGAUAACCAUAAAGCCAAAAAUGACAGAUACGAUAUCCUCGCCGUACUAGAAUCCAUUGGCACGGGCGCGUAUGCUCAAGUACGGCUAGGUGUUGGAAGCGACUAUAACCUAUACGCUAUAAAGACCUUUCGACCACGUUCCAAAAAGGUGUCCCAUCGCUCAUUCUUGAAGGCUAUCAGCUCCGAAUACUGUAUUGCAGCAACAAUGGACCACCCCAACAUAAUCAAAACAUUGGAUUUCAGCAUCGACCAAAGUGGUCAUUAUUUUACGACAAUGGAAUAUUGUGCAGAUGAAGACUUGUGUAGUGCCAUUACGCAUGGGAGUUUGACCAAAGAGGAGAAGUAUUGCUUUUUCAAACAAAUCCUUCAAGGCGUGAUGUACAUGCAUUCAAUGGGUGUAGCUCAUCGUGACAUCAAGCCAGAGAAUAUCUUAAUUCAUGGACAUCUUGUGCGGAUUACCGAUUUUGGUCAAGCGUCGGUUAUGCGUGAUGCAUGGCAUUCAAACAACCAGCUAUGUUUUGGCGUAUGUGGUACUGUAUGCUAUGCAGCCCCCGAGGUGUUUGUUUCAUCCACAGGCUACGAGGGCGAUAAAGCUGACAUGUGGUCCGUUGGGAUGGUGCUGUAUGUACUCCUAUAUGGUGACCUGCUUUUUACAAGCGCCAAAACUACCAACCCCUACUAUCGUUCCUUUGUUCGUCAACAUGCUAUGCGACGCUUUUCAUUCUUUGAUCGUUUGGAUCCUGAAGUCACUGAAACGCUUUAUCAUCUCCUUGAUCCCAAUCCAGCUACUCGUUAUACGUGCAAACGUACCCUGCUUAUGCCUUGGAUCACCAACAUUCAAGCUUGCAAGCCGAGUACCCGAAAGCAUGAUCAUUGUAAUCACCACGUGCGCAAAAAGUUGACACCUUUAAGCAAGCAUAUAAUGUCCCUGUUGUAA